ACGAAGCGAUGAACGCACUCUGACGGUCUUGCCACUACAAAUAAGCCGCACCGCAUUUCGGAAGGCCACGCGACCGCCACCUCCCCGAAGCUGCCGCGACCGAUCGAGCGAAGCGUCGCUCCCCGCGCCGCCGCCAAAACCCUAGCUUCUCCUACUCCAUGGCCACUGUCUCGCUCACCCCGCAGGCUGUCUUCUCCACGGAGUCCGGUGGCGCCCUGGCCUCUGCUACCAUCCUCCGCUUUCCGCCAAACUUUGUCCGCCAGCUUAGCACCAAGGCACGCCGCAACUGCAGCAACAUCGGCGUCGCGCAGAUCGUCGCCGCCGCGUGGUCCGACUGCCCCGCCGCUCGCCCCCACUUAGGCGGCGGCGGCCGCCGCGCCCGCGGCGUGGCCUCCUCCCACGCCGCGGCUGCAUCGGCCGCCGCCGCCGCCUCCGCGGCGGCGGAGGUCAGCGCAAUUCCCAACGCUAAGGUUGCGCAACCGUCCGCCGUCGUCUUGGCCGAGCGUAACCUGCUCGGCUCCGACGCCAGCCUCGCCGUCCACGCGGGGGAGAGGCUGGGAAGAAGGAUCGCCACGGAUGCGAUCACCACACCGGUAGUGAACACGUCGGCCUACUGGUUCAACAACUCGCAAGAGCUAAUCGACUUUAAGGAGGGGAGGCAUGCUAGCUUCGAGUAUGGGAGGUAUGGGAACCCGACCACGGAGGCAUUAGAGAAGAAGAUGAGCGCACUGGAGAAAGCAGAGUCCACAGUGUUCGUGGCAUCGGGGAUGUAUGCAGCUGUGGCUAUGCUCAGUGCACUUGUUCCGGCUGGUGGGCACAUUGUGACCACCACGGAUUGCUACCGGAAAACAAGGAUUUACAUGGAAACUGAGCUCCCCAAGAGGGGAAUUUCGAUGACUGUCAUUAGGCCUGCUGACAUGGAUGCUCUACAAAAUGCGUUGGACAACAAUAAUGUAUCUCUUUUCUUCACGGAGACUCCCACAAAUCCAUUUCUCAGAUGCAUUGAUAUUGAACAUGUAUCAAAUAUGUGCCAUAGCAAGGGAGCGUUGCUUUGUAUCGACAGUACUUUUGCCUCCCCUAUCAAUCAGAAGGCACUGACUUUAGGCGCUGACCUAGUUAUUCAUUCUGCAACAAAGUACAUUGCUGGACACAACGAUGUUAUUGGAGGAUGCGUCAGUGGCAGAGAUGAGUUGGUUUCCAAAGUCCGUAUUUAUCACCAUGUGGUUGGUGGUGUUCUAAACCCGAAUGCUGCGUACCUUAUCCUUCGAGGCAUGAAAACACUUCAUCUCCGUGUGCAAUGUCAGAAUAACACUGCUCUUCGGAUGGCCCAGUUUUUAGAGGAACAUCUAAAGAUUGCCCGUGUCUACUAUCCUGGCUUGCCUAGCCACCCUGAACAUCACAUUGCCAAGAGUCAAAUGACUGGCUUUGGUGGUGUGGUUAGUUUUGAGGUUGCUGGAGACUUUGAUGCCACAAGGAAAUUCAUCGAUUCUGUUAAGAUACCCUAUCAUGCCCCUUCUUUCGGAGGCUGUGAGAGCAUAAUUGAUCAGCCUGCUAUCAUGUCCUACUGCUCUGUGGCUUAUAAACAGGGAUUCAAAGGAGCAGAGGGACAUCUAUGGGAUCAAGGACAACCUGAUCAGGUUCAGCAUUGGAGUGGAGGAUUUUGAGGACCUUAAGAAUGAUCUUGUUCAGGCCCUCGAGAAGAUAUAAGCUCCAAUCCAUUUGCAUUAAUAAAGUUAUGAGGUGAUGGUUGUCUGGAUCUUGUAGAGAUUUGUGAUGAUACAUGAGCUGUUGACUGCGAUUAAGUUCUCUUGUGCUUAUUUUAUUCUUUGAAUUCAAUAAGCUGUGGUUGCUGCAUCUUGCAUGUAGUGUUGGACUUAAUUUUACUUGUCAAAUUACAAUAGUUUGGUCCCAUGUACUUGUGUCCGCGCCUCCGCGGUUGUGCCCCUAGUGUUUUUGUGUCAUUUGCUGUGUAGUGUGAGAUUAAGGCACGAUGUCCUUAAUCACCAUAAUAAAUCCAUGCCUUAAAUGUAAGGAUCUGGUUGGAAUGAUAAAGUGCGGUUGAAGAAAGAACUAUAUAUAAUUUUUCUCA
Molecule: messenger RNA, 2089 nt
Organism: Zea mays
Lineage: Eukaryota; Viridiplantae; Streptophyta; Magnoliopsida; Poales; Poaceae
Exons: 11
Coding region: 159-1664 (501 amino acids)
Biological process (GO): transsulfuration
Cellular component (GO): chloroplast
Molecular function (GO): cystathionine gamma-synthase activity; pyridoxal phosphate binding
Source: RefSeq, a predicted model, not a curated record